CACUUUCCGGCGGCUCCACUCUACUCAAAACUAGACUUCCCCGACAUCGGUAAUAUAUUUCAUCUACUUUUUUUAUAAACGAUUAGUUUCCCUGUAUAUGAUUUAUACUGAAAAUUUAGCUUGAAGCUCGCAGCCGCGCUGUUUUUUGGCUUCCUUGUUUAUUUGCCAGCCAUUGCGUUCACUGUUCAGCAAGCCUUGCGAAGCGCUGAAUGCGAAAUGGCGCUUCCGGAUCCUGAUGCCCCAAGGAGGAGCAGCUCGUCUCGUUCUUCCCGCACGAGCGUCCGGCCAGACGACCGCCUGGAGGAAGAAGUGACCAGGUCCUGUCGAGACAAACGUGACCGCUUUACCAACCCGUGGUCCACGUGGCAGUUCCCAUCCGGCUUUAUGCUAACCAAAUUCCUUUUGCGGAAGAAAAGGGCCAACAGCAACUUCCCGGCUCGUAAAGAGGUGCUUGACAGCGAGCUGCCAGUGCUCGAGCCGUACUUUGUUAACAACCCGGAUCUCUCCCCCUCCGGUCCGGGUCUAAGAGUCACCUGGCUUGGGCACGCCACGGUUCUGGUAGAAAUGGACGGGUUGAACAUUCUGACCGAUCCUAUUUUCAGCCAGAGGGCAUCACCGUUUCAGUUCAUGGGUCCGAAACGUUACCGAGGACCUCCUUGUAGUGUGCAACAGUUACCCCGGAUUGACGCCGUAGUCAUCAGUCAUUCCCACUACGAUCACCUGGAUGCCGAUACAGUGGCGAGCCUCAACGCACGCUUCGGAGCGGCGUUAAGCUGGUUUGUGCCCCUGGGCUUGAAGAACUUGCGGGCUAUGAAUGGCUGCAAGAACGUGAUGGAGCUAGACUGGUGGGAGGAGAACUGCGUGCCCACUCACGACGACGUCACCUUCGUGUGCACGCCGUCGCAGCACUGGAGUAGACGCAACGCACUUGACACCAACAAAACGUUGUGGGCCAGCUGGACAGUUCUAGGUCCAGAACACAGUUUCUUCUUCGCUGGAGACACCGGCUACUGCUCGGUGUUCAAGGAAAUAGGGCGACGUUUCGGGCCUUUUGACUUAGCGGCCAUUCCUAUCGGCGCCUACCUUCCCAGGGAUGUGUUGAAAGGGCAGCACGUGGACCCGGAGGAGGCGGUUCAGAUUCACAUGGACCUUCAGGCUAAACGCUCGCUGGCUAUCCAUUGGGGAACUUUUGUACUGGCUUAUGAGCACUAUCUUGAACCACCGCGCCGUCUCAAGGAAGCUCUGAAGCAGAAGGGCCUGAAUCUGGAAUCCUUCUUCACGCUGCAUCACGGGGAGUCGCGCCUCCUGACGUCACACGGUGCAGACGUCUACCAUUAAAGAGCAUAUGACACCAGAAAAAAAGUCUUAAAUGGCAUUAUUAUGUGAAUUAGAAUCAUAUUUUGAGACGAUUCGACUAUAUACAACAAUUUAGCAAAGCGCAGAUGACGAGAAAUUAGUCUUUUAAUCUACCGGUUAGCCACGCCUACCAUUAUAGGGCUCUAGCGUCCCCAACAGGUGGAUGACAUCAGCGGGAGACUGGGCUCAUCGGUUUUACUAUUCAGCCCAUUGAGGGGGAAUUGUUCAAAACGAGGAAAACGCGACGAAGAGAGCUGCAAAAUGUCAUUGUUUCAGUCUCUCUACUCCCAAUAUUUUUACAGGAUAUUCUUUUUAUCCAAGUAUUUUUCCCCAAUAGCUAUAUAAAUGGCUUGAGAAGGACCAGUCAGCCCGUCGAGGGGGAACUAUUCACAAUGAGGAAAACGCGACGAAGAGAGCGGCAAAAUGUCAUUGUUUCUGUCUCUUUACUUCAAUAUUUUUACAGGAUAUUCUUUUUACCCAAGUACUUUCCCCAAUUGCUAAAUAAAUGGCAUGGUCAUGACAAAUAACAAUCUUGUGCUAAAUGGAAUAUAAAAUAAUAAAAAUCCA
Molecule: messenger RNA, 1923 nt
Organism: Corythoichthys intestinalis (scribbled pipefish)
Lineage: Eukaryota; Metazoa; Chordata; Actinopteri; Syngnathiformes; Syngnathidae
Product: N-acyl-phosphatidylethanolamine-hydrolyzing phospholipase D-like
Exons: 9
Coding region: 217-1338 (373 amino acids)
Biological process (GO): N-acylphosphatidylethanolamine metabolic process; N-acylethanolamine metabolic process
Cellular component (GO): membrane-bounded organelle; cytoplasm
Molecular function (GO): zinc ion binding; N-acylphosphatidylethanolamine-specific phospholipase D activity
Source: RefSeq, a predicted model, not a curated record